Molecule: messenger RNA, 2437 nt
Organism: Mandrillus leucophaeus (drill)
Lineage: Eukaryota; Metazoa; Chordata; Mammalia; Primates; Cercopithecidae
Gene: ENTREP1
Product: family with sequence similarity 189, member A2
Exons: 11
Coding region: 418-1770 (450 amino acids)
Cellular component (GO): membrane
Source: RefSeq, a predicted model, not a curated record
AUUUAUUUGAAAUGACUAUUUGUUGAACACCGUAUAGUUCAAGGAUAUUUUUUCAUACGUAUUUCCUUAAGAGAGCCCUGAGCCUGAGAUUUUGGAGGCUUCUUUCACUUGUUUGAACUUUGAAGGUAUAUUUUAUCUAUUUUUUAAAACACUUAAGAAUUAACAAAUUCUAUAAAGCAUCUUUUCUCAUAGUUUUCAUUCAUACUUUCAGCAACUUGAAGGGAGAGUUUUUAACGUAGUCUGUGUUUUUGAGCACUCUGAGCAUUCGAUUUCUUCCUGGUAUCACUGGUAAAUCACUCAUAUUAUUAUUCCCAAAAUUCAUGAAGCUAAAAGAUGAGCCAUCUUGAAAAACAACCUGACGUUUGACUGGAGGUGAUACUCUCUGGAAUCAUAGGAUUAACAACUUGGAAAAGGCCUAUGAUACUCCUGGUAAACCUCUUUGUGCUGCUGUCUGUGGUUUGCGUCCUCUUAAAUCUAGCUGGAUUUAUCCUAGGCUGCCAAGGGGCCCAGUUUGUGUCCAGCGUCCCCAGGUGUGAUCUGGUGGACUUAGGUGAAGGCAAGAUUUGCUUCUGUUGUGAAGAAUUUCAACCAGCCAAGUGCACAGACAAAGAAAACGCCUUGAAACUCUUUCCAGUUCAGCCCUGUAGUGCUGUACACCUUCUACUUAAGAAAGUCCUCUUUGCCCUGUGUGCCUUGAAUGCCCUGACCACCACCGUCUGCUUGGUGGCCGCCGCCCUCCGCUACCUCCAGAUAUUCGCAACCAGGAGAUCCUGCAUCGAUGAAUCCCAGAUUUCUGCUGAAGAAGUGGAGGAUCAUGGACGCAUCCCGGACCCUGAUGAUUUUGUGCCGCCUGUGCCUCCCCCUUCCUAUUUUGCCACAUUUUACUCGUGCACACCCCGGAUGAACCGCAGGAUGGUUGGUCCUGAUGUUAUUCCCCUGCCACACAUCUACGGAGCUCGAAUCAAAGGUGUGGAAGUGUUCUGUCCUCUGGAUCCCCCGCCGCCGUAUGAAGCUGUGGUGAGCCAGAUGGACCAGGAGCAGGGAUCUUCAUUCCAAAUGGCAGAAAGAUCAGAAGCUGCUGUGAUCCCACUGGAUCCGGGCUGCACACAAGUGACUCAAGGUGGGGCCAUUCCUAAUAUACCUGCAGAAGAAAACGCAUCCAUGUCAACUCCCAGUUCAACCCUGGUGCGUCCUGUGAGAAGCCGGAGAGCCCUCCCACCCCUGAGGACGAGGUCAAAGAGUGACCCUGUGCUCCAUCAUUCCGAGGACAGAGCUGCCCCGGUGCUCAGCUGUGAAGCUGCGACACAGACUGAAAGGAGACUGGAUCUGGCUGCGGUGACUCUGAGGAGAGGCUUGAGAUCGAGGGCUUCGCGAGGCAGACCGCGGUCUUUGAUAGAUUACAAAUCCUACCUGGACACCAAGCUGCUGGUGGCGAGGUUCCUGGAGCAGUCCUCCUGUACCAUGACCCCAGACAUCCAUGAACUUGUAGAAAACAUUAAAUCUGUUUUGAAGUCUGAUGAGGAGCACAUGGAGGAAGCCAUCACAAGUGCCAGUUUCCUAGAACAGAUAAUGGCCCCAUUGCAACCCAGCACAUCCAGGGCCCGCACGCUGCCCUCGCGGAGACAGCCUGGCCUGCUGCACCUCCAGAGCUGCGGCGACCUGAGCACCUUCGCACCGGCGGGCAGGCCCCGAGCCGAGAGGAGGUCCCGGCGAGUGGAGGCUGAGCGGCCACACAGCCUCAUUGGGGUCAUCCGAGAGACUGUCCUGUGAACCCUGGAAGACAGAAGGCCACUCCAAGGGAAAGGAUCCACCUCCUCUCUGCCAUUUCCUGCCUGGGAGCUGGGUCCCCCUCAAAAAAAGGAGCACUCUGGAGGACACGUUUUCCCACCUGUUGGUUCCUGUGUCUGCUGACCGAGGACAUUCAGGAGUAAAUGCACAGGUCGGUCCAGGCCCGUCUGGGUUUGGGAUGCACCGCGUUGGAGGUUAUGAAAGCGUUGAUCCUCUCCUUCCCCUGCUGGGCCUCGCGGCAUUCCCAAGGGUCACAUGCCCUGGCACGGGCAGAAACUGGGCUAAUGAUUCUUUGCCCGCCUCACCCCUUGCGUCUCUCUUUGUUGCUAAGUUCUUUCCCUCUUGGAAGGACAGAUCUGCCUGACCGCUAUUUAUAGCUGACUGUGGCCUUUCACUGCUCUGUGAAUUGGCAGGAAAUAAGGCGAUUAACCCUAUGUGUCCACAAGUCUCAAGCCUUGUUUCAGGUCACCCUCAAAUCACACUCUCUUUAGGCAAAACCAGAAACUUUUUAAGUGACAAAUUUUAAUGCCAGACAUUUAAGGAGAGGAUUAUUGUUGAUCCCAUUUACUCAUGCUUGCAAAACUAGACACCCCUAAGGCAGAACUGAGAAUAAAAAUGUUUACUUUGGGCCACUGGGCUUGAUGUGUAA